Molecule: messenger RNA, 1695 nt
Organism: Anopheles bellator
Lineage: Eukaryota; Metazoa; Arthropoda; Insecta; Diptera; Culicidae
Product: insulin-like growth factor-binding protein complex acid labile subunit
Exons: 1
Coding region: 1-1695 (564 amino acids)
Cellular component (GO): extracellular matrix
Molecular function (GO): protein binding
Source: RefSeq, a predicted model, not a curated record
AUGUCCGCGGCACGAACUCUCCGGCUAGUCCUGCUGGCAGCGCUGCUACUGGUGCCUCGUGCUGGCUCGGCGGGGCUGGCCAACUGUCCGCUCGGAUGUCAGUGCGACGACGAUACGCUCGUCGUGACGUGCGGCGAGGGCCAACUGGACGUGCUCCCGAUCGUGCUGAACCCGUCCCUGGAGCGGCUAGUCAUUAAGAAUAACAAAAUCAAAACCAUCGACUCGUCGAUGGUGUUCUACGCCGAGCUGACGUUCCUGGACCUCAGCUACAACCACCUGUUCAACAUGCCGCCGCGCACCUUCGCCUACCAGAAGAAGCUGACCGAGCUGCACCUGAACCACAACAAGGUCGGCGCCGUGACGAACAAGACGUUCGUCGGGCUCAUCUCGCUGACGGUGCUCAAUCUGCGCGGCAACUUCAUCGACGAGCUGCCGGAGGGAGUGUUCGCCGGUGUCCCCAAGCUACAGGAGCUCAACCUGGGCCAGAACCGGAUCGCCAAGAUCGACCCGAAAGCGUUCGCCGGGUUGGCCAACCUGCGGGUGCUCUAUCUGGACGAUAACACCAUCAGCACGGUGCCCUCGCCGGCGUUCGUACCCCUGCGAACCCUGGCCGAGCUCUACCUCGGCCUCAACUCGUUCACGACCAUCCCCCGGGAAGCGUUCGCGGCGUUGCCAGGACUCUCCCGGCUCGACCUGAAGGGUGCGGCCCUGCUGAACGUGACCCGUGAUAGUUUCCGGGGUCUGGAGCAGCUGCGAACGCUCGACCUAUCGGACAAUCGGUUGGCACGUAUCCCGACCGGAGAGCUGGCUUCGCUCGAACGGCUCGAGGAGUUGUCCCUUGGGCAGAACGACUUCGAGAGCGUUCCGGCGGGCGCCUUCGCCGGAUUGGGCCAACUCCGGCGGCUCGACAUAUCCGGCUCGCUGAAGCUGCACCGCAUCGACGGUGGUGCGUUCGCGGCCAACACCAACCUGGAGGAGAUCACGCUCGCUUCGAACAAGGCGCUGUCGGAGAUCCAGGAGGGUGCGCUCAGUGGGUUGCCCCACCUGAGGCGUAUCGUGCUGCGGGACAACGCGCUGACCACGCUGACCGACGGGCUGUUCACGUGGAACGAGCUGAUCGAGCUGGAUCUGUCGGAGAACCCGCUCCGGUGCGACUGUCAGAUGCUGUGGCUCCGGAACCUUCUGGUCAGCCGGGCGGGGAAUGCGACCGGGAUCCAGGAUGGCCAGCAGCCCGUGGUCCAGUUGCCGGUGGUCUGUGCGGCUCCGGAUCGAUUGCGGGAACAGGCACUCCAGAGCCUUUCACCGGAGCUCCUGGGCUGCUCUCACUCGGAUCGCCAACAGCAGGCCAUCAUCUGCGCGGUGCUGGUUGGGGUGGCCGCACUCCUCACGACACUGGCCCUCGUCAUCUACAAGUGCCGCCGGUGGAUCCAGAAGAUGGUCAAGGGUAGCUGGGGUGGCAACGGGAUUGGGCGGAAGGAGCGCGAGUACCAGAAGACGUUCUCCGAGGAGGACUACUCGGCGCGCCAUCCUCACCCGUGUCCGGGGGCCGGGGUCGGUGGUGGUGGUGGUGGUGGUGGGCCACCCGGUGGGGGGCUGGCCAUUCACCCGACGACGCUGAACAACUAUCAGAUCAACAACCAUCAUCAUCAUCAUCAUUCGCACGGCAUCCGGCACAUACCGGUGACGGAGCUAUAG